Andrographis paniculata is the source of this 3165-nucleotide messenger RNA. RefSeq lists its product as uncharacterized. The transcript has 2 exons. Gene Ontology annotation, cellular component: cytoplasm. NCBI's taxonomy places the organism in Eukaryota, Viridiplantae, Streptophyta, Magnoliopsida, Lamiales, Acanthaceae. The record is from RefSeq and is a predicted model, not a curated record. The coding region runs from base 1074 to 2963 and encodes 629 amino acids. Gene Ontology annotation, molecular function: protein binding.
AUUUAUUUUCUAUUCAAAUUUUUAUUAUAUUUAAAUUAAUUAAAAUUUUAAAAAUAUUUUCAAACUUUUAUAUUGUUAUCCCACGAGAGAUAUCCCAGUUGGUAUAUAUGUCCUUCCGCCAAAAAUAAGAAAAUUUUAAAAAUUUCCCAUCCCUACUUGUAGUAGGAUUAUCCGUUUUGUUCAUCUGGAAAUUAUUAUUAUUAUUAUUAUUUUUUUUUAAGUUUAGAGAUCCAAAUUAAGUUCAGUGUAAUUUUCAGAAUAAAUGAAAAAACAUGUGAAAAACAUCAAAGCAAAACACGUAAUUGCCAUGCGCGCGCGCAUAUAUAUAUAUAUAUAUAUAUAUAUUCAAUGGUGCAUAUUGUUUGUCGGCGAAACUUAAUGGUGCAAAUUAAAGUGAUAUUUGGUGCAUGGGAAGGCAACGACUCCAUGCUAUGGAGAUGGAAGAAAACCAGUUGAAUAUCAGCUUGCCAACCCAUUCAUUUCUCCUCCUUUUAUCUCGGUAAAUUUUCGCCUUCGUCGAUUUCGCGCAAUCUAUAGCCUACAUUGAAAUUUCUGGUUAACGAGGUUUGAAAUAACCGUGGCUAGAUGCGGGGAGGGGGGGCGUCUUGAAUCAAGGGAAUUCGAUUCCAUUUCAAUUAUGCAGUGUUGAGAUUGGGAUUUUCCUAGGGUUUGAAUCGGUGAGUUGAACUUGAAAUCGUUUGGAUUUUUGCGUAUUUUAGUCGUUCUAGAGAUUCGGUGAAGAGAAAUUGUAAUUUCUGCGUUAAUCGAGUUGGAAUUACAGUCGAAACCCGCAUAUUGGGACAGAUUAGGAUGGAUUUUUGGCGUUUUUGCUUUGUGAAAUGCCGGAAUUUCUAUGGUUCUUUUAGGGCUAGGGUUUACAAUGAGGCGAAAUUAUAAUUGUGUGGAAUUGACUUGAUUUGGUUGGAAAAAGGGGAAGAACAGUAGAUGAAAGGUAAUUAGGAAGAACAUCAAUGGAGGAUAUAUCGAAAGAUGAACAUAGCCUGUAGAAUUGAUUUUAAUUGAUUGCAGAAAGGGGAAGAACAGUAGAUGAAAGGUAAUUAGGAAGAACAUCGAUGGAGGAUAUAUCGAAAUAUGCACAUAGCCCUGCUCAUACGGCUGUACUGAACCGAGAUCACGUCGCAUUGAGACGGAUAGUAUCGGCGCUGCCGAAGCUAGCAAAGGCCGGAAAAGUUAACACAGAGGCAGAGUCUUUGGCAGCCGAAGCAGAUGCAGAAGCUGUGUCCGCAGUGAUCGAUAGGCGCGAUGUUCCGAGGAGGGAAACUCCAUUGCACCUCUGUGUUCAGCUACACGACACUGUUUCAGCCGAGAUUUUAAUGGAAGCCGGCGCAGAUUGGAGGCUUCAAAACGAGAACGGAUGGACUGCGUUCGAGGAGGCUGUGUGCGUCGACGAAAGCAUCGCGACGAUCAUAGCAAGGCGAAAGGAGCCUCUUUCGUGGGCGAAAUGGUGCCGUAAUCUUCCGAGGAUUUUGGCGUCAGCAUCUCGGAUUCACGAUUUCUAUAUGGAGAUAACGUGGAACUUCGAGAGCUCGGUGAUUCCGUUCAUCGGUAGGAUCGCGCCUUCGGAUACUUAUCGAAUAUUGAAGCGCGGCUGCAACUUGCGCGCAGACAUGACGCUGGCGGGAUUCGAUGGAUUUCGGAUUCAACGCUCGGACAGGACGAUUAUGUUCCUCGGAGAGGGCUAUUCGUCGUUCGAUGGGAAGACAUCGCUGUCUCCCGGAUCUUUGAUCGUUCUUGCGCACAAGAAGAAGGAGAUCACGAACGCGCUCGAAGGCGCCGGAGCUCGGCCAUCGGAGGGCGAAGUCAGGCGACAAGUCGCUUUAAAGAAGUCGCAAGUUAAUAUGUCGAGAUCGGGAAUUGAUGUUUCUCAGGCCGAGCUCAUUCCCCAAUUGAAUUGGCGACGGCAGGAAAAGAGCGAGAGCGUCGCGGGCUGGAAGGCGAAGGUUUACGAUAUGCAUCACGUCCAAGUGAGCGUGAAGUCGAGGAGAGUUCCCGGCGCCGCCGCCGCCGCGCCCGACGGGAAGCAGAUUUCUUCAGCUAAUGACGAUUACCGAUUAGCCAAUUUAAGCGACAACGAUGAGUAUCACGACGUGUUGACAGCCGAAGAAAGAAUGCAGUUGGAUUCCGUUGAGGAGAAUGGUUUAUUCGAAGAUGACGACGCUGAUGCGCAUGAAAGCUUCGAUCCCGCCUCGUUCAAAAGCGGCGGAUCGAUUGGUUCAACGAAGGAGAAGAAGAGUUGGUUGGCCCGGAACAAGAAGAGCACCAAGAUCAAGUUGGUACCUAAAGAAGACAAACACAAAUCGAAUGAAAAUCGUCAAUUAUCAACCGAGUUUCCUCCCGAGGAUUCGGGAGACAACAAAAAGGUCAAGAAGAAGAACAAAAAGGGCGCCGCCGUCGACUCCAAGAGCGAUGGCAAGCAAAAGAAGCCUCUGAGACCAGUUCUAUGGCUAACGCCGGAUUUUCCUUUGAAAACCGACGAACUCUUGCCUUUCCUCGACAUUCUGUCGAAUCAGGUGAAGGCAGUGAGACGAUUGCGGGAGUUUUUGACGACUAAAUUUCCUCCAGGGACAUUCCCCGUCAAGAUUGCGAUCCCGAUUGUCCCAACAGUUCGUGUUCUGGUGACCUUCACAAAGUUUGAGGAGCUUCAGGCGUCAGAGGAGUUCUCGACGCCUCCUUCAAGCCCAACGCAGCUCCACGACGAAGAGGCGGAGGGAUCGAGAUCGUGGAUGUCGUGGAUGAGAAGCUUUAGGGGAUCGUCUAGCGAUGGCGAAAGCCAUGAAGUCGAUCCUUUCCACAUUCCGUCGGAUUAUUUAUGGGUUGACGCGAAUGAGAGAAGGCGACGAAUGGAAACCAAGAAGGCUAAUGCCGAGAAAAAUCAAAGGGAAAGGGCGCGAAAAAAUUCGGAUGGAGCACAACGAUACGUGAAGGAAGUUGAAUCGCAAUAGCUCAUGAAAAUUAUAACUCUUCUUACUACUGUUGUAGGUGCGUUACGUAGUCGACUUUCUUAUGUACCUUUCAAUUAGGCAAUCUAGUCUCUGUUCUUCUGGAGAUUUUUUUAAUAGUAAUUUGGAAGUGAUAGUUUUGUAAAAAAAAGAAUAAUGUAUUUUUUGAAAAUUUGCUAUUGUUGCAUUGUAAAAAAAUUGAAAC